Phytophthora sojae is the source of this 486-nucleotide messenger RNA. RefSeq lists its product as hypothetical. The record is from RefSeq and is a predicted model, not a curated record. Lineage: Eukaryota; Oomycota; Peronosporomycetes; Peronosporales; Peronosporaceae. The annotation marks the transcript as partial. The transcript has 3 exons.
CACGACCGGAUCAUAAACCUGCGCUCACUGAUUUCAGCUGCUAUCGCAGCCACUGCACUUGCCUCCUCGGGAGCUGUCAGCAUCGAUCACGACAAGGUGCAGCCGUUCGCACAGCCCGAGGCGACCACCGUCUCCGAGAAGGCUGCUGUCAAGUGCAAGCCAAAUCUCCGCGUCGUCAGCGGCUGCCAUGUGGCGGGUGAGACGAGUGGGGGCCUCAAGGGGCACGGGGGGGCUCGACUCUGGAUGCAAGGGCUCAGCGCCUUGAGGGAGUAUCUGAAUGGGACGAGUCCCAAUUUUGAUGAGCACAUGCUCUACCUUUGGGCUUCGAAGGAAACUGGUGAACUUCAGGACCUCAUCAUGUGGGAGCAAUUGACCGAAGAGGCACCGGCCGGUCUGAGCAAGGCAGACUUCGGCGCGAAGACUGAGGUGCCAUUCAUCGACGCGAACUUUGAAGCGAACCUAGAGAAGGCCUUCUCGUCCCUUUAG